Messenger RNA from Protopolystoma xenopodis, 402 nucleotides. The record is from the annotation of a GenBank genome assembly. NCBI's taxonomy places the organism in Eukaryota, Metazoa, Platyhelminthes, Monogenea, Polystomatidea, Polystomatidae.
AUGACCAACAGAGAAGACAACGGGACAAACAUGUUCCACUCAAUCAAUUUGCGUCAGGCCAACGACGGCGUCUGGGCGAGAAAAGAGCUGUUUCUCAUCAGCAUAUACGAGGCAAAAAAUGCAAAUGAGCUCAAUCCAGUCCAAGUCUGCUCAACUGUGAAGGCUGACAAGACCAGUGCAGGCGGGAAAGGCUGGGUCAACGGACAGUCUUGCGCCAGGCCGGGACCGAAGCGUGUGAACUCAGGCUUGAAUGUGUGCACAGGCUGGCCAGCCAUUGGUCGGGGCUGCCUUCAUUACCGGUUCUCACAAUUCUCCUGUCAUCACGGCCGGAUGAGACAGAUCAGGCCGGCUGGACCGGUCCGGUCCGGUCCGACGGGCCAGACCGUUCAGGUGAAUUCGUAA